AUACAAAAUAUUUGUCUGCAUUCUGCCUAAACCAAUAUCAUCAUAAACAGCAAUUAUUAACUAUUAAACGUUAUAAAAACUUAUGGAAUUAUUCAAUUAAAAGUAAAAUGCCUAUUAAAGUAGCUUUAAUCGAUUUAAGUGGUACCCUACAUGUAGAAGAUCAACCAACACCAGAUGCUGUUAAUGCCCUUCAAAGAUUGCGUGAUUCUGGUGUGAUGAUUAAAUUUGUCACCAACACCACUAAAGAAUCGCGACAAACUUUAUUAAAACGUUUGCAAUCGAUUGGCUUUCAAGUGGAUAAAGAUGAAAUACACAGUUCCUUAAGUGCGGCGGUAGAAUAUAUCAAAAGAGAAAAACUCAAUCCCUUUUAUUUGGUAAGCAAAGAUGCACGUUCGGAUUUUCCAGCAAAUGAUGAAGGAAAACCUUAUGAUUCAGUGGCCAUAGGUUUGGCACCCGAUGAAUUUUAUUAUGAAAAUCUUAAUAAAGCUUUUAAUAUAUUAUUGGCCAACAAGGAUCAUAAGCUAAUUGCCAUACACGAAGGAAAAUACUAUAAACGUAAAGAUGGUUUGGCUUUAGGUCCGGGCUGUUUUGUCAAAGGUCUGGAAUAUGCUACUGGUACUAAGUCCAUUUUAAUUGGUAAACCAAAUGAGUAUUUCUUUAAAAGUGCCUUAUCGGAUGAUAUUAAUGUGGAGGAAUGUGUUAUGAUUGGUGAUGAUACUAAAGAUGAUAUUGUUGGUGCUAUGAAAGUUGGCCUUAAAGGAUUACAGGUUAAAACUGGUAAAUAUUUACCCGAUGUAGUGGCCGAUCCACCACCUACCGCCUUGGUAGAAAAUUUUUCAGAAGCUGUUGAUUGGAUUUUGAAAAAUAAAUAAGUUUGUUAAACGACUGAUCAAUUAAAAGAACUAUUUAUUUAUGUUGCUGA
This is a messenger RNA of Lucilia cuprina (Australian sheep blowfly), 922 nucleotides long. RefSeq names its product haloacid dehalogenase-like hydrolase domain-containing protein 2. The coding region runs from base 108 to 872 and encodes 254 amino acids. The record is from RefSeq and is a predicted model, not a curated record. Gene Ontology annotation, molecular function: phosphatase activity. The transcript has 4 exons. Lineage: Eukaryota; Metazoa; Arthropoda; Insecta; Diptera; Calliphoridae. Gene Ontology annotation, biological process: dephosphorylation.